Molecule: messenger RNA, 2736 nt
Organism: Fonticula alba
Lineage: Eukaryota; Rotosphaerida; Fonticulaceae
Exons: 17
Coding region: 1-2736 (911 amino acids)
Biological process (GO): phosphatidylinositol dephosphorylation; DNA repair
Cellular component (GO): mitochondrial chromosome; endoplasmic reticulum
Molecular function (GO): single-stranded DNA binding; phosphatidylinositol-4-phosphate phosphatase activity
Source: RefSeq, a predicted model, not a curated record
AUGUUCCUCUCCCGGUCCCUGGUCCGGGCUGGCGCGUCCCUCCGCAACACCACCUCCCUCAUUUCCGUGCGUGCGUUCACCCAGAGCGUUCCCCGGCGCAACGAGGACAGCCCCUUCUCGUCGGCCGGCGUCCCGCAGGAGACCGCUGCCCGUAGCCCGGUCGUUGACACCGGUGUUUUCAAUGAGGUGAACCUCCAGAUCGAGGACUUCCCCGGCAUUGCCCAGGGGGCCUUCGACCCGUCUAUCACCGCCAAGCUCCUGGCCCCCCUGGACCCCGAUGAGAUUGAGAUCAAGCCCGACGGCCUGAUCUAUCUGCCUGAGAUCAAGUACCGCCGCAUCCUGAACGCCUCCCUCGGCCCCGGCGGCUGGGGUAUGGUCCCCCGCAGCCCGCACACCUUCCAGGACCGGAUCCUCUCGCGCGAGUAUGCCCUCUUCGCCAUGGGUCGCUUCGUGGGCCAGGCACGCGGCGAGCAGAUUGUCUUCGACCGCCAUGGCUUCCCCACCGCCUCCGAGGGUGUCAAGUCCAACGCCCUGGUGCGCUGCUGCAAGGAUCUCGGCAUUGCCAGCGAGCUCUGGGACCCGCGCUUCAUCCUCGAGUGGAAGCAGAAGUAUGCCGUCGAGCGCUGGGUCACCGACACCCGCACCAACAAGAAGUCCAAGGCCUGGCGCCGCAACGACCGCGUCUUCGACGCCCCUCUCGUCGAGUCGACCUUCUCCUCCAGCGCGGCUGGCGGUGCCAAGCCCGGGGUCCCCGGUGCUGGCGGUGGCCAGCAUUCUUCCGAGAAUUGUCACCCUGUCCGCUGGGGCUCCAUGCAUAUGCGCGCGCGGCCCUUGUGCAUGCGUCUGUGGGCCGGUCUGUUUACACACAUUCGGCGUCCGAUCUUGAUCAUCCUCACCGAGGAGUUCCUCUACCUUCAGACCACAUUCCAGGACCAGCAGGCCUCCGCCGGUGUGCUGCGCAUCAACCGCGAUGACGGCGCCAUCUCCCUCGAGCGCGAGAUGCCCAGCGGCUCCCCGAAGCUGAUCGAUGCCUUCCUCGGCCUGAUCAACCUCCACAGCGGCCUGCACAUGGUCACCGUCGAGGCCUCCCGCCGUGUUGGCCGCAUCGGCGAGUCCGAUGCCGUUUACAUGCUGCAGGAUGUUUCCAUCACGCGCAUCUCCCGCAGCCCCGAGGACAACCUCACCCCUGUGCAGCUCUCCACCGAUCGUGACCAUUGCGACAUGAUCGCCCGGCUGCUGGUCAAGGGCGGCUUCUACUUCAGCCCUACCUACGAUCUGAGCCGGUCGCUGCAGGCCCAGCGUGACCUGCAGCAGGCCAACCCCGCGUACCAGGACAAGCUCCUGAGCCGGCGCUUCGACACUGCCUUCAACUGGGCCUCCUUCCUGCAGUUCCCCCUGAUGAAGCAGAUCAUGGCCGACUCGACUGGCAGCCUGGCCGGCGCCGCUGCCUUCCUGAUGCCCAUCAUGUGUGGCUUCGUCUCCAUCAGCCCCGUCACCAUGUCCAACGGCCGGUCCUUCGAUUACAUCCUGCUCACCCGGCGCUGCGUCUUCCGUGCUGGCACCCGCUACAACACUCGCGGUGUGGAUAGCACCGGGCGCGUGGCCAACUACAACGAAACCGAGGUCCAGGUCCGCCUGGCCGGUGCCUCCGGCCCGGGUGACAUUAUGUCCUACCGUCAGACCCGCGGUUCGAUGCCCUUCUACUGGCGCCAGAUCACCAACCUGCGCUACACCCCGGCGUUGGAGUUUGACAACCUCGCUCUUUGUCUCGAUGUCUUCAAGAAGCACUUCAACGACGAGGUCAGCAAGUAUGGCGACGUCGUGGCCGUGAACCUGAUCAACGCCGGCGGCUAUGAGGGUCGCCUGGGCCAGAUGUUCGGCGAGCUCAUCGAGAACAUCGAUAACCCGCGUGUUCACUAUCUGCACUUCGACUUCCAUGCCGAGUCUAAGGCUGGGCGCCUUGCCAACCUGACUGCCAAGACCGAGGCUCUCGGCGAGCGCCUUGCUGUUCAGGGCUUUUUCCAUGAGUCCCCCGACGGCCAGGUUCUCUCGCGCCAGCACUCGAUCGUGCGCACCAACUGCAUGGAUUGCCUGGACCGUACCAAUGUGGCGCAGGAGAUGUUCGCCCGCCUGGCGCUGGUGGAUUUCCUCAGCCGCUCCGGCAUCCUCUCCUCGGCCAGCAGCGAUGCCAUCCCCUCCAACCUGGACUACAUCCUGCGCAACGUUUGGGCCGAUAACGCCGACGCCGUGUCCACCUUCUACUCCGGCACUGGUGCUCUGAAGACCGACAUCACCCGCACUGGCAAGCGCACCAUGCGUGGCGCCCUCCAGGACGGCAUCAACUCCCUGCAGCGCUACCUGACCAAUCAGUUCCUGGAUGGCCGCCGUCAGGAUGCCAUUGACGCUCUUCUUGGCCAGCAGUCCACCACUGCCAGCCCCGAUGACGAUGCCAACGCCGCCAACAAGGUCGUCCGCCCGGCCGGUGUCAAAUACAUGCCCUUCCUGUUCUUCCUCUCCCUCUUCAACGUGGCGGCCACCCUGGUCAACCGGCCCUCUUCCCCGACCUACACCUUCCUGAUUCUGGCCUUCUGGUCGGGCCUGGCUUUCACUUCGGCUCGGGGGAUCCUCAACAACGGGGGACACCUGGUCAGCCGGCCCCGGAUUUGGGAUCCCCGUUCCGGCCGUGUCAAGCCCUUCUGGAGCCCCAGCUGCCUGUCGGAUGGCGACUGCCAGUAA